CAUCGGCUCUAUUCUUCGCCUCACAAGUAAAACCGCUACUACGUUUUCUCAGUUACCUUCAAUCGGACGGAUCACCUCUUUUUGUUUCUCUACUUCACUGACAAUGGCCGCCGCCGCUCCUCCGCCGCCCCCCACCCCAACCCCGUCUCCCCCCUCCACCGUCCCAGCCGAUUCAACUCCAAUCGGUCACCCUCUAUUCUCCCGUGUCCGUCUCGCGGCUCUUUCUGAUGUCCCUCACAUUCACAAGCUUAUUCACCAAAUGGCGGUCUUCGAACGUCUCACUCAUCUCUUCUCUGCCACCGAAUCUUCUCUCUCCGCUUAUCUCUUCUCCUCUACGCCGUUCCAAUCCUUCACAGUUUUCAUCCUUGAAGUUUCCACUAAACCCUUCCCCGAAAACUCCCCUCAUAACUAUAACCCUAAUUACGCCCCUGUCGUACGGAUCAUCAAUUCUGACCUCCCUGUGGACGAUCCGGAAUGGGAGGUUUUCAAAUCGGAAGAUGAGAAUGUGGUGGUUGCUGGGUUUGUUCUGUUUUUCCCUAACUUCUCAACCUUCUUAGGGAAACCUGGUUUCUAUGUGGAGGAUAUAUUUGUGAGAGAGUGUUAUAGGAGGAAGGGCUUGGGUAAAGUUUUGCUGUCGGCGGUGGCCAAACAGGCCGUGAAAAUGGAUUAUGGACGAGUGGAGUGGGUGGUACUUGAUUGGAAUGAGAAUGCGAUUCGAUUUUACAAGGAAAUGGGUGCUCAAAUCUUGCCGGAGUGGAGAAUCUGCAGACUCACUGGCAAAUCUCUUGAGGUUUAUGGAGAUGAUAUCUGACUUUGUUUCCCCUUUUCUUGCUUUUGUUACACUUAAAAGAAACUGAAGAGAAAUGUGGCUGAUAUAUUUUCCAUUUGGAUAUCUUCGUAUCUGCGUAUGGUUUUAGUUGACGUUAAUCUCUGAAACGUUUCUUCUUUUUAGUGGUUUUUGAUCAUGUUGUGUUUGUCA
Cucumis melo (muskmelon) is the source of this 979-nucleotide messenger RNA. RefSeq names its product probable acetyltransferase NATA1-like. The coding region runs from base 104 to 811 and encodes 235 amino acids. NCBI's taxonomy places the organism in Eukaryota, Viridiplantae, Streptophyta, Magnoliopsida, Cucurbitales, Cucurbitaceae. The transcript has a single exon. The record is from RefSeq and is a predicted model, not a curated record. Gene Ontology annotation, molecular function: N-acetyltransferase activity.